Molecule: messenger RNA, 777 nt
Organism: Erigeron canadensis
Lineage: Eukaryota; Viridiplantae; Streptophyta; Magnoliopsida; Asterales; Asteraceae
Exons: 1
Coding region: 1-777 (258 amino acids)
Source: RefSeq, a predicted model, not a curated record
AUGGCUGGUUUCUCGCUCAAUGCUUCAAUUGCUGAUAUUAUUUCGAAUGGGGUGUGGUUGUGGCCGGAUGCUUGGUAUGAUCUCUUCCCCGUUUUAAUUAAUAUACCUGUUUUACAGCUUGAACCGAAUAAGCAGGAUACUUUGGUAUGGAAAGGUGUAGAUCAUAGUGAGUGUACCUACUCUUCUUCUAUUGCUUGGGACUUAAUUCACAGUAAAGAGCAGCUUGUUCCGUGGUAUAAACUCAUUUGGAAUGCCCAGUGUAUUCCCCGACACGCAUUUAAUAUGUGGCUUAUUAUGAGAAAUAAGCUUCUAACGCAGGAUGUCAUUUUAUCAUGGGUACCGCCUCGAAGAAAGACUAUGGAUAUGAUGUGUUGUUCACUAUGUACUGCUGAUUUUGACUCACAUUCCCAUCUGUUUUUCGAGUGCUCGUUUUCCACUCAGGUUUGGUUUCUGGUUCGUGAUUUGGCUGACUUGCAUACCGUCCCCCCGGUUUGGCAACAGGUCAUCGAUGUUCUUCUGCAGCAUGCCUCCUCAGAGUUGCUGAUCAAUGUUAUUCGGAGGCUUCUUGUGGCAGCAGUGGCUUACUUUAUUUGGCAGGAAAGGAACAAUAGAAUGUUUCGAAAUCAGAGUCAUCCACCUGAUGUACUGUGCAAGGAAAUUCUACAUAUGGCCCGGUCGAAGCUAAUGGGAUUGAUAUUUAAGAAGACAGAUCGUGUUUCUUCUCUUCUUGAUCGAUGGGAGGUGCAUGGUGAAAGCUUAUUCAAGAGGUUUACUUAA